This is a messenger RNA of Diplodia corticola, 1098 nucleotides long. Its product is annotated as isoflavone reductase family protein. Lineage: Eukaryota; Fungi; Ascomycota; Dothideomycetes; Botryosphaeriales; Botryosphaeriaceae. The record is from RefSeq and is a predicted model, not a curated record. The coding region runs from base 1 to 1098 and encodes 365 amino acids. The transcript has 2 exons.
AUGGAACUCAAGAACAUCGCAAUCGUCGGCGCCGGCGGCAACAUCGGCAAACACCUCGUCCCGCUCCUCCUCUCCAGCAACCGCUUCCACAUCACCGCCCUCACCCGCGGCACCUACCACCCCCCGGACCCACGCGUCCGCGUCAUCGCCGUCGACUACGCCAGCCGGGCCUCGCUCGCGGACGCGCUGCGGGGCCAAGACGCGGUGCUGUCGCUGGUGCCGGGCGGGCAGGUGCGGUGGGACGCGCAGAAGCGGCUCGUCGACGCGAGCGUCGACGCCGGGGUGCGGCUGUUCGUGCCGAGCGAGUUCGUGACCGACGUGCUGACGCCGCAGUACGCGGUGUUUCCGGCAUCGUUUGUGGGGGAUAAGGUCGCGUUGCGGGGGUAUUUGGAGGAGCUGGCGGAGGAGGGGAGGAUCGCGUGGGCGGCGCUGAAUGGGGGGCCGUUUUUUGAUAUGUGUGAGUGCUUUGUACUGUUUGUGAAGCAACCCGCUGCUCGUCUCCAACACGAGGAGAAAAAAAAGGAGAGAGAGGGAGGGAGAGAGAAGGGGGACACUCUUCUGCUGCGGAAACUUGAAUCGCUGAUUCCGGGUUGCAUGACACUAGGGCUCCUGGGCGGCCCCGCGGGCUUCGACAUCGCCCGCCGCAAAGCUACCAUCUACGGCACGGGCAACAACCUCGCCUGCUGGACGCCGCUCCCCACCAUCGCUGCCGCUCUGCUCAACAUGCUACUGCACCCCUCUCGCAUCGCCAACAAGGCCGUCUUCAUCUGCGGCGUCAAAGGGGUCACGCAGAACGCGUUGCUUGCAGCUCUGGAAGCCGAGCUGGGGGAGAGUUUCGACGUCGAGAGGGUCGACAUCAAGAAAAUGAAGGCCGAGGCGCUGGAGUUGUUGGAGAAGGGGGAGGUUAAGAAGGCGAUGAGGGGGUUGACGCUGAGUGGGCAGUUUAACGAGGAAGGGAGCGCGGCCAAUUUUUGGGACAAGGUUGAGAAUGAGCUUGUGGGAGUGGAGCCCGUUGGAGUGAGGGAGGCUGUGCGGCAGACGUUGGAGGCUGCGAAUCUGAAAGAGCGGGUGACUUCGGAUAGUUGGGACAACGAGUAG